Molecule: messenger RNA, 2520 nt
Organism: Trichophyton benhamiae CBS 112371
Lineage: Eukaryota; Fungi; Ascomycota; Eurotiomycetes; Onygenales; Arthrodermataceae
Exons: 4
Coding region: 1-2520 (839 amino acids)
Biological process (GO): regulation of transcription by RNA polymerase II
Molecular function (GO): protein dimerization activity; RNA polymerase II cis-regulatory region sequence-specific DNA binding; DNA-binding transcription factor activity, RNA polymerase II-specific
Source: RefSeq, a predicted model, not a curated record
AUGAUAGACACCAGCAUCAGCAUCGAGAGAACCUUCACGGAAGCGGAUCCGAUAUUCCUCGAUCUUGCAGCCCUUCUCUCGGAAUCCAGCCGACCAGCAGCCGCCCUCACAGCGAGCCUGUGGCUGAUCCCAUGCGACUGGCACGCUGAACACUCCCACCCAUCUUCAACUCUCGCUCCAAGUGGCAAGGGUAACUUGGUUACUCUUGUCUCAACCUUAUCCCGUCCCUUAUGUACUUCUCUGUAUACCUCCUGGCCGUCCAUAAAGCCAGCCGUCCGGCCUCUCUCUCGUUCUGCCAAUCCGCAUAUCGUCCUCCGCGGACUCAUCGUAUCAACUUGCUGCUUUCUCGCCCUUCUGGCUGUCUGGCUGUCGGAUCAAGGCUCUGCGCGCCGUCUGUGUGACACCAACCACCUGAGUCUGCCUGGAGAAAUACCAGAAUCGUCAACUCUCGACAAUCAGGAAACAGACGCCCGGCCGCCUCUUCUUAUAAACCCGCGAACUCUUUCGGCUGUCUGCCUGCACCAGCGUCCUUCGACUUUUUUUUCUUUCUUUGACCGUCUUCAGCUUGUUCGACUUCGGCGACCUCGUCGACUUAGUUCUUUUUCUGCCGGCUUUAACCCUUUUCGGCUCCACCGCCUUCAGCGACCUUUUUCUCAACUUCGCAACUUCGACGUCGCGAUAGAAACGACACAGACAGACGAGACGGCGAGACGACAUAGACUGCGACGCCGGGGAUACAGGAUACAGCGGCUACACGGGAGGAUACAGGAAGAAGAGAAGAAGAAGAAGAAGAAGAAGACGACGAGCGAGCUGGAGACACACCUGCAGCGGGAUAGACAAGGAAUGGGCGAUAUCUCUGCUACGAUGAUCAAGAGCGAGCCUGACGAGCCCAACAACCCCCAUCAGUUCAUGAUGUCGCCUUCUGCCUACGGGAUCCCGACGCCGUCCUACGGCAACCAGUUUGGUGGCUCAGGCACAGGCACAGGCACAGGAGCCGGAGCCAACGGAAGCGAGGGAAUCGAUCCGUCAGAGCUCACCAUGCAACAAAACGGCUUCGUCUCCCACCACCAUCCGUUCGGCUCCCAAAAUCUGUCCUCUAGUUUCACUCUCGGCAACGCUGGAAUCGACACCGACGAGCUACUCGACCUCGAAAUCAACGGCCAGAACCUCUCAAGAGACGAUGGCCUCGACCAGCGCCAGCCUACCGCCAUCUCCAUGAGCCAUCAGGGCCAGAUGUCCCAUAUCUACUCCAGCACACCUGACGGUGCUCCCAUACAGUCACCUUUCCUACGCUCUUCCUUCAACUACGACCAGUUCCGCCAGGUGCAGCAUACACCACAAGCGACCUCGCCACACAUGAACGCCAUGAACGUCCACUUUGACCAAAACUACUCUGUCGCAGGUAAGGCUGCCCGCAACUCCUUUCAGGGUGACGCGAGAAGCCCCGUCACUCCCAAGACUCCCGGCAUCGGCAUCGGUGGGCUUAAUAUAAAUACUCCAGACUCAGGCAGCUAUUCCUCGCAGCCCAUCCGUGCCGUUAGUCUACAAUCUCAGCAUCAGAAGAGCAUGUCCGGGCAGUGGAACGGCACUCCCGGUAGCGCUCAAUCACUUAUGGAGUCCCCGAUCUCUUCACCCGGUGGACACCACGCUUCCCACCAUGCCAACAUCCACGAGAUGCUCAAGUCCGCUAAACAUGCUUCCCUGCCGGCCAAAGUUGACUCCCUCCACGGUCACCACCACUCGUCUUCCUCCCAGUCACUCGAGUCCCAAGAAGCCAAGCGCCGUCGACGUCGUGCCUCACAUAACAUGGUCGAGCGCCGACGAAGAGACAACAUCAACGAACGCAUCCAGGAUCUUUCUCAUCUUGUACCUCAACACCGUCUCGAAGAUGAAAAGAUCCGCAAGCAGUUAGUCAACAACUCCGCUCUCUCCACUUCCUCAGGCGCCAACGCUUCCUCCCCUCCAAACCACAACCCUGCCACAUCCCUGCUCGCCGGUCCCUCCGCCCGGCGCGCCACCGCAGGUAACAUCACUAUGGGCCUGCCCAUCGAGGAGAAGGAGAAAGGCCCCAAUAAGGGCGACAUCCUCAACGGUGCCGUCGGCUGGACUCGUGACCUCAUGUGGGCUCUACAUCGCAAGCUCGAACAGGAGGACCAACUCGCGGAGUACAUUGCCUCACUUGGUGGUCAGUGGCCCUUUGAGCAAACCGAAGAAGAUCGCCGGAUGAGAACAGAGGUUUUCGAUGCCAUGGAGGCAAACGACGGUGUCAACUUCUCUUAUUCUCGUGGAGUCGGAAGCGGGCUCCGCGUCCCGAAACAUACAACAAUCUCAGGCGAAUCGCUUCCUCAGUCAAACAGCCCCUCGCAAGACCAAUCACAACCGCAAACUCAACCGCAAACCCAAUCCCAGACCCAAACAUCGGGCAACAGUCCCGGUUUCAACAGCUCUCAGUUCUGGAAUAGCUCAGGACAUAUCGGCCUAAGCGUCAAGGAAGAAGACGAAUAUGCAAUGGAAAUAUGA